Molecule: messenger RNA, 1725 nt
Organism: Gastrolobium bilobum
Lineage: Eukaryota; Viridiplantae; Streptophyta; Magnoliopsida; Fabales; Fabaceae
Product: mitogen-activated protein kinase homolog MMK2-like
Exons: 7
Coding region: 17-1237 (406 amino acids)
Biological process (GO): protein phosphorylation; intracellular signal transduction
Cellular component (GO): nucleus; cytoplasm
Molecular function (GO): MAP kinase activity; ATP binding
Source: RefSeq, a predicted model, not a curated record
UGCUUUCCAUCCAGUCAUGAAAUCAUUUGAGUACGUCGCUCACCUAAAAGGUGAAGACCCUUUUGUUCAAGUUUCAACAUUGAACAUGGCCACGAAAGAGUCAAGUUCUGCUGCUUCUGCUUCUGCUUCUGCUUCAGGGGAUGCUAAAAUCAAAAGGGUUCUCACUCAUGGUGGUCGAUAUGCACAGUACAAUGUGUACGGAAACUUGUUCGAGGUGUCCUCCAAAUACGUACCUCCCAUUCGCCCCAUCGGCAGAGGGGCUUAUGGCAUCGUCUGUGCUGCUGUUAAUUCCGAUACACACGAACAAGUUGCCAUCAAGAAGAUCGGAAAUGCAUUUGACAAUAUAAUUGAUGCUAAAAGGACAUUGAGAGAAAUCAAGCUCCUUCGUCACAUGGACCAUAAAAAUAUCAUUGCUAUUAAGGAUAUCAUACGACCUCCCAAAAAGGAGACCUUUAAUGAUGUAUACAUUGUUUAUGAAUUGAUGGACACUGAUCUUCAUCAUAUAAUUCAUUCUGACCAUCCUCUUAAUGAAGAACAUUGUCAGUAUUUCUUAUAUCAGCUGUUACGGGGGCUGAAAUAUGUGCACUCAGCUAAUGUUUUGCACCGUGAUCUUAAGCCCAGUAAUUUACUAAUGAAUGCAAACUGUGACCUUAAAAUCGGGGACUUCGGUAUGGCAAGGACAACAUCUGAAACGGAUUUCAUGACAGAGUAUGUUGUCACACGAUGGUAUCGAGCCCCAGAAUUGCUACUUAAUUGUUCUGAGUACACCUCUGCAAUUGAUGUUUGGUCUGUUGGUUGCAUUCUUGGUGAAAUCAUGACCAGAGAACCCUUGUUUCCUGGGAAAGACUAUGUUCAUCAACUAAGGCUUAUAACAGAGUUAAUAGGUUCACCUGACGAUGCCAGCCUUGGAUUUCUCCGAAGUGAUAAUGCCAGAAGAUAUAUUCGACAGCUUCCACAAUACCGGAAGCAAAAAUUCUCGGCUAGAUUCCCUAACAUGUUGCCUGAGGCACUGGAUCUGUUAGAAAAGAUGCUUAUCUUUGAUCCAAACAAGCGCAUUACAGCUGAAGAAGCACUAUGUCACCCAUAUCUUUCAUCACUCCAUAACAUCAAUGAGGAGCCAGUUUGUCCCAGGCCUUUCAGUUUUGAUUUUGAUCAGCCAACAUGCACUGAAGAGCACAUCAAGGAGCUCAUAUGGAAGGAAUCAGUGAAGUUCAAUCCAGAUCCACCCUGUCAGUAAUUCUUAUUUGUAUAAAUGUAACAAGAUAAACCUCUUUCCCCUUAAAGACAUUGCAUGUCCAUCGUCCAGAUGAUUUGCUAGGGACACGAGUUCACUUUCUUGUGAUCUAGUCCUAAACCAACGAGGAUAUGAAAAGAAAUUUCUCCUGGAAAAUGGGUAAUCGUUAAGAAUGCAGUUGGAUGUUACAAGCAUUUAUACAAGUAAUAAAAAAAUGCUGUAUUAUGCUGAAGUUUGCUUUAGAAGGGAUAGGAUGUUGGGGUCUUGGCAAUUAUCUUUAAAUGCAGCUUUCCAGUUUCAAUAUUUAGAUAUGGCACCAUUUGUUACAUGUCUAAGAUGCCUAGCUAUUACGUAUGGUGAUUGGUGAUUCUUCUUGUUUCAUGGCUGAAUUCGUUGACUGUGGUAAAGCGAUAUUUGCUAAAGUAACACCAAGAGUAGGAUUCCUGUAAAUCUGUAAUAAGUCUGCAUAAUAAAACUAUCUGCAUAUUUAA